This is a messenger RNA of Betta splendens (Siamese fighting fish), 1213 nucleotides long. It is a transcript of the gene mfap5, whose product is annotated as microfibril associated protein 5. Gene Ontology annotation, cellular component: microfibril. The record is from RefSeq and is a predicted model, not a curated record. The coding region runs from base 481 to 894 and encodes 137 amino acids. Lineage: Eukaryota; Metazoa; Chordata; Actinopteri; Anabantiformes; Osphronemidae. The transcript is spliced from 6 exons. Gene Ontology annotation, biological process: embryonic eye morphogenesis.
AAAACACAUUCUUUAGAGAGAACUCAUGUCUUGGACUCCAAAGCUACACUGACACAUCACAAGAGGAAUGAUGCAGGGCGGGAGAGGAGAGAGGGAGAGUAAAGAGGAAGCGCAAGCGAGAGUUGGAAAAACACCUAUUUGAAAGAAAAAAUACGUCUCUUUCCAGCAAAACUUCCCCUUCGAAUGUUUCACUACCUGCGCUUUGAUCCCUUGAAGACAGAUUACCUCUCAUCUAAUUCGCAUCAGGCACAAUGUCAACUUGUCUGCGGCUCUGUGUGUGCUUUUAGCCGAGGCAAAACCUUUAGGAAAACAUUGCAGGGCGCUGGAAUCCUGGGAGAGGUUUAUCCGCGAGAGGAUGAAAGGAAACAUAAAAAGCCCGGGUGAGGAAAUUGAACAGUUCCACUCUGUGAAAUCACCCUGACUCCUUUCCUCGUUCAGUUUCCUCCAGCUCGUAAAGCUCACCUCUCACCAGCAGAAGGAAUGGGCAGCCUUCCACUGGUCCUGCUCCUCUGCAGUUUCCACGCGCUCACGCCUGCGGCCCGGGCCCAGCACAUAGAGAGCUCGGAGGCACCUAUCGGCGCGCUGCCGGCCGACUGCAGGGAGGAACUGUAUCCGUGCACCAGGAUGUACUCGGUCCACAAGCCUUUCAGGAGGUGCAUUGCUACGCUCUGCAUCUACAGCAUGUCUCGCGUCUACGUGAUCAACAAGGAGAUCUGCACGAGGACGGUGUGCCAGCAGGACGAGUACCUGAAAGCUGAGCUGUGCAGGGAGUUGUCCGGGUGGCCCAGGCGCGUCGAGAGAUCGUCCACCGGGAAGCGCUGCCGCAGCCGCAGCCGCAGCCGCAGCCGCAGCCGCAGCCGCAGCCGCCCCGGGUCUUGGGCAGAGCAACCGUGAGGGGUCCAGGUGUGGGAAUGCGUCCGUGGAAGAUGAUAAAACGCGGAGCCUGUGGCGGUGUCAUAGAAACUGCCUGAGGCCCCGUCAAACCAGUGAACACAGACAAUGUGCUCAUUUCAGUUGUGUGUUGUUGGACACAGAUCAUAUUUCCCAUGGUUUACGCUCAAUUAAUGUGCAGUAGCUAACGGCCUAGAGCAGCACAUCAUGCACUGUACAAAGAAAAACCCAGUGUUGUGUAAUGUAAGCAGCCACUGCCAAUCCAGUAAGUGCACUAUUAUAUACUACUUUACCCAAUAAACAAGGUUGGUUCAGUAAAAGA